Molecule: messenger RNA, 1368 nt
Organism: Drechmeria coniospora
Lineage: Eukaryota; Fungi; Ascomycota; Sordariomycetes; Hypocreales; Ophiocordycipitaceae
Exons: 1
Coding region: 1-1368 (455 amino acids)
Biological process (GO): transmembrane transport
Cellular component (GO): membrane
Molecular function (GO): dipeptide transmembrane transporter activity
Source: RefSeq, a predicted model, not a curated record
AUGGGCCGUUUCUGGACGCUUCAUCUCGCCAUCGGCAUCUCGACCAUCGCCCACGUCAUCCUCGUCGUCGCCGCGUCCCCCGCCGUCAUCGUCAACAACAAGGGCGCCUUUGCCUGCUUCAUCAUCGGCCUGCUCUGCCUCUGCGUCGGCACCGGCUUCUUCAAGGCAAACGUCGGGCCCUUGCUGGCCGAGCAGAACGAGGACACGAAGCCACGGAUCGAGGUGCGCAAGGGCGAGCGCGUCAUCGUCGACCCCGCCAUCACCAACACGCGCAUCUUUCUCUACUUUUACCUGUGCAUCAACACGGGCUCCCUCACGGGCCAGAUAGGCAUGGUCUACAUCGAAAAGUACGUCGGCUUCUGGGCCGCCUUCCUGAUCCCGACGGCGCUCUUCCUGCUCGCCCCCGUCAUCCUGUGGUCGCAGAAGAAGAGCUACAAGCUGAAGCCGCCGACGGGCUCGCUGCUGUCCAAGUUCUUCAAGGUCUUUUUCUUUGUGCGCAAACGCUCGAGCUGGAAGACGUUCAGCUGGGAGGUGGCGAAGCCGUCCAACGUGGCCGUCGACCAACGGCCGAGCUGGAUGACGUACGACGACGCCUGGGUCGACGAGGUCCGGCGCGGCCUGCUGGCCUGCAAAGUCUUUGUCUUUCUGCCCAUCUUCUUCCUGUCGUACAACCAGAUGACGGGCAACCUGACGAUACAGGCCGGCACCCUGGAGCUGCACGGGGUGCCCAACGACGUGAUCCAGAACCUCAACCCCAUCUCCAUCGUCAUCAUGAUCCCUCUCAUCGACCACAUCCUUUAUCCGGGGCUCCGGAGGCUCGGCAUCGCCUUUACGCCCAUCAAGCGCAUGACCUUUGGCUUCCUCAUCGCCGCCCUCUCCAUGGUGGCCUCGGCCGUGAUGCAGUACUACAUCUACCAGAAGAGCCCGUGCGGCUGGCACGCGAACAAGAACAUUGUCGUCGACGGCGUUACAAAGGCCUGCCCGCCGGCGCCCAUCAAUGUAUGGGCGCAGUGCCUGCCGUACAUACUCAUCGGCAUCGCCGAGAUCUUUGCCAACGUGACAUCGUACGAGUAUGCCUUUUCCAAGGCGCCCGAGAACAUGAAGUCACUCGUCAUGAGCGUCAACCUCUUUAUGAGCGCCAUCUCGGCCGCGCUCGGCCAGGCCUUUACACCACUCUCGGAGGACCCCUAUCUGAUCUGGAACUACACGUGCAUCGCGUGCAUCGCCUUUGUCGGCGGUGGCGCUUUCUGGGUCUGCUUCCGCCACCUCGACUCGGAGGAGGACAAGUGGAACAUGCUGAAGAAGUCGGAAUUCAUCGGAAAGCAGCAACCGGGGCUGGGCAAGGCGCACGAGGAUGGCGAGGUGUGA